Desarmillaria tabescens is the source of this 339-nucleotide messenger RNA. Its product is annotated as GTP cyclohydrolase 1 type 2/Nif3. The transcript is spliced from 3 exons. The record is from RefSeq and is a predicted model, not a curated record. The coding region runs from base 1 to 339 and encodes 112 amino acids. Lineage: Eukaryota; Fungi; Basidiomycota; Agaricomycetes; Agaricales; Physalacriaceae.
AUGUCAGCCAAAUUCAAGCUCGUCUUUUUCGCCCCUUCGACAAGUACACAAGCCAUUCUUGACCAUCUCUUUCUCAAAUUUCCACGACAACUUGGUAAUAUCGGACUAUAUGAUCAGUGCGCCUUCAUUACGCGCGGCACAGGUCAGUUUAGACCAGGGCCCGGCGCCGAUCCGACUGUGGGCCCGGUCGGACAGCUGGGUCGUGUUGAAGAGGAUAGAGUGGAAAUCGUGGUUAACGAUGGAAGUAAGGAAAUAGUCAGUGAAACGAUACAGGAGUUAAAGAAGGUUCAUCCAUACGAUGAAGUUGCAUAUGAUGUUUAUAAGAUGGAGGAUUUCUAA